CACUUCUUGAAGGAUCUAGCUCGGAGGCGCUAGUGCCAGCAAUGGCACAGAAAUGCUUAUGUUUCUCUUUUGCAAGUCCUCCAAACCUGUUCCUCUCGCUAGCGCUGGGCAUGGGAACGAAGGCAAAUGCUGUACGGAUACUCGUACUGUACUCGUAUUGUGACUGCAGAGCAAGCUCCUCGAGUUCGCUGGAAUGAUGGAGGGCAACCAUCGAUAGGCUUUCAUUCGUCGAAUGAAAUUUUGAUUAUUCAUUCUCCGACAAGUGUGCCGAGCUGUGCUAGAUACCAGUUGGUGCACAACAGUGGCGAGCGCCGCCGCAUGUGCUAUCUGCAAGGAUGGCACAGAUCUAUAUUCUGAAUUCGGACAAUCCUCAGGAAUCGUCAGCGCAAUGGGCGAUGAAGGGCGACAUUAUGAUUCUGUCUGCAUCGUCUGCAGGAAGAAGCCAAGAUAUGCUUCAACUUGAGCGACCCAGCUGGGCUGGUCAGAAAGGAACAGUGGUAUGCCCGAGAGACACGGCUGUGGUUAUCACCCAACGCGAUGCGCUAUUGCUGUUACCAAUCGGUGAGAAAAGUUCUGGCGGUAUGAGUUCCUACCACCGCUGGAAAUUUUUCGAGAAGCCAGGAGCGCUGGAUUAUGCACACAAGUUGAGUGUUGGUGCUGCUGUGACGUUCGAGUACUACAAGGCCUAUUGCAGCAUGGAAGCGGUCAUUGUAUUCACAGGGGAGAUACCAAGUAUGGGCAGAGGCAUACGAUUCGGACUAGAGAUUAUGGGAAACAGUGCAGAUCUGAAGCAGGAAGACAUUUGCGAUGGCACUGUAGAGGGACAGAAAUACUUCACCUGUUUACCAGGACGUGGAGUUAUCACUUCAGUUGAGAAUCUCACUUUGAAUGCGAUGAACCAAGUCAAAGCUGACAGAGUGAUGGCGAGACGCAAGACUAGUAGAGAGGCAAUGUCUGAACCAGCGCCCAGAGUCACGGAUAGAGUGCUUCCAGGAGCUAGCUCGACCGCUGCAGCAAGAAGCCAUAUGCCAACUACCACGCGUGAUCCUGUUGCUGCUGCUGGCGCUGCUGCUGCUGCAACCGUAGUGAGCGGUGCGGGUUGUGUGACGGGCACCGCGGCCACGAAUGCGAUGACUUCUGCGCUGGGUGCACCGGGUACUGGUCACGGUGCUGGAGUGCGGGGGGCAAGUCGUCGCAGCAGCAGCAGCAACAGCAGCCAGUUGUCAGUCGGUAUGCGUGCCAGAGUGUGCGAUCGGCAAAACCCUAAAGUCAAACAGUCUGGCACGAUCACUCGCUUGGAAACUAUCAAGUCGGGAGAUGGACUUGACCGGGUAUCUGCCACACUUGAAAUGGAUCCUCCAUCAUUCCAGGGUGAUGGUGAUGUUCAGGAAUAUCUGAGAACACGAACUGUACCAGCUGAGCUAUUGGAAUAUGAUCUAAACGUCCUGCCAACUUCCACCCCAGUCAUUCACGCAGAUAUCCGGCCAAAUGGUCGCACUCGACUUGACAACGACAUUCGGACUGACCAUUUUGGCACGGCUGCCGCUGCCGGUAUGUCUCCUACGAGCCGCCGCAGCAGCAGGGAUCAGGGCAAUCCUGUGCGGUCUACCACAGACCCCGGUUCGGCGUCCACUGUGCGGCACCAUCAGCAGCUGCAGUCAGCCGGCACGAAUCACACAGUAUCAGCAGCAGCAUCAGCGGCGGCAGUGGAUGGAAGUGUUGCUAGCAGACCAGGCCAGGCCAGUGACCGCCACCAGUACAGUGGUGCUAGUGAUGGUAUACCUGGCAGUCAGUACAGCAGUGCUGCUAGUGCUGCUAGUGCUGCUAGCGCUAAUAAUGGUACACCUGGUGUGAGUGGCACCAGAACCUACGCAUCUGCAGCAAACAGUAGCAACGAUGGUGCUGCAGUGACCGCUAACCACAGGCCGAGAAGUGGACAGCGCGAUGAGGAGCAUUUCGUGGCUGAGCAGCAGCGGCGUUUUGAUAACCUUCCGCAGAACUCCGAUCCCGGCUUAGUUCGUGAGCAGGAGCGACGGCUGGCUCAGUUCAAUAAGACGGGCAGCAAGGACAUAUCCUCUUCCCAGGACCUCAAUGCUGCCACUGCAGUUGUCAAAGCACCGGGGCCGGGGCCUUUAUCCAACGUACCGUCCACUGCACCGACCAGUGACCUUGAUACAGGCUCUGCAGCACGGGCUGACGACGACUUACCCCGGGACGUGCUGGUACUGGUCUCUGGUCGAUAUAUUCCCGGUGUAAUCAAAUGGAUCGGGACGUCGGCUGGUAGCACUGAGCGAUUGGCUGGCGUUGAGCUGGACGAGAAGAUAACUAAUUCUCAGGAUGGUUACCUUGACGGGAAGAAGCGCUUUGAUUGCGCCAAGAAUCGUGGCAAAUUCGUGCCCUUGGAUGAGUGCGAAGAUCGCCCCCGUGAUCCCCCAGUGUCAAGCUCACACACGUCUCCUUCUGACAGCCCACCGCGGACACGAACAACAACUUCCGCUCCUCCUCCUGCUGCUGCUGCUGCAACUACCACUGGUGGUACUUCAUCUAGCUUGUCUGCAUCAGCUACCUCGUCUACUUCUAGCUCUGGCGCUGCUCUGGCAGGACGUACAUCUGCUGCUGCUACUGCUGCCACUGCAGGAGCCAGCGCUGACUCAGAAAUGGAGCGCUCUCUGCGCAAACUCAGAACAUCCAUGGUGCCUCUUAAAGGCGACACUAUAGUUCACUUGCCGCAGAAAAUGGUAGAGCUUGGACAGUCCAGUCGUUGGCGUGCACUGGUCAGCUACCUGGGCUUCACCUCGACGGAUCUCUCAGCACUGAUCACUGGAGGGGAGAGUGAUGAACAGUGCCUGCUGACUGUACUCUGGAACUGGGCGGAGAAUACGCCUGCUACGUUCGGUCAACUGGCGCGGGCACUGUCCAACGUGCACUGCGAUGGCAUUGCCUACGACUUGCUUGUGCCAGCACUGCGCAAAGCUGAAGCAGAGAGCGUGUCUUCUGGUGCAGCAUCAUCGAGCCGCAUACAUGGCACUAAUCACCAGUCUCUGCCGGCCAUGCAGGAGUCUGAGCCAGUGCGCGACACCUGUCCACCAGCGAAUGCCAUAAUGGCUGGUCGAAAGAAGGGUAUUCAGGGUCAUCACAACUCCUGCUACAUGGACUCAACUCUGUUCGCAAUGUUCGCUCAUAGUCUAGCGUUCGAUGGUACACUGCACAAGGCGGCAGCAAGAAGUGAAGGUGCCGAGGGUGUCCGUAGGCACCUGUUGGAGAACAUUGUCAAUCCAUUGCGAAAGAAUGGCUUUGUGUCGUGGGGUCACAUCAUGUCGCUUCGAAGGCAAUUCAACAACCUCGGCAACGUCACCGAUUUGACAGAUGCUGAGAAAGAUCCCGAGGAGUUCCUGAUCUUGAUGUGGGAGAAAAUCCUGGGUGCUGAUCCAUUCCUCAAGCUCAAGACACCACAGCAAGACGGCAACUCAACGUUUAUGCACCAGCUCUUUGUUCCGUCAGAAGGUAACAAGAAGAUUGCUACAGUGCAGGAGCUCCUUGAGCAAUCAUUCUCGGAGUCACAGCUGAUGCUACGUGAGGCACCCUCCGUUCUCAUUCUGCAAAUGCCACGGUUCGGCCGAACGUACAAGCAGUUCGACAAGAUCAUUCCCAGCCUACGCCUGAACAUUACCAAUCUGCUGACUGAGGGAAGUCGAGUGUGCGGCAUAUGCGAACAGGCAGCCACGGUGACCUGCUACGACUGCCACAGGGACUUCAAGGCGGCUACGGCAAACGCUGACGCCACCAGCGUGUCCGGCGUAGUAGCCGUGCCACCGGCAGAGCAGCAGCAGCAGCAGCAGCGCCGCAGCGCCGGCCGCAGCGCCGGCCUGCUUCACAGCAAUGACCAGGUGCACAUCAACUACUGUCAAGUCUGCUCGGCGCAGGUGCACCUGAACCGGCGGCGGCGCCAGCACAAGCCGCAGCCCCUGGAGCGCUGCGAUCGGAAUAUGCGACGCGACCUGGUCGCCGACAAGCUGGAGACCAUGGAGCUGUUUGCUGUCAUCUGCAUCGAAACCAGUCACUAUGUGUCGUUUGUCAAGUGCAAUGCCAUGGCGGACAGCGACUGUGAGGGCCAUGAUGGUGAACCGGGAAAGCAGAGUGAAGGGAAAUGGUGUUUCUUUGACAGCAUGGCGGAUCGUGUCGGCGAACAGGAUGGCUACAACAUACCGGAGGUGAAGGCCAUGCCGGACCUGGUCGACUGGGUGAGCGACUUGCGGCGCGUUGAGCGUGCCACGUCCAGGGACAUGCCACCGGAGAUCCGGCGUCUGCUCAGUGACCCGUACAUGUGCCUGUACCAGAACACAGGCAUGCUCAUGCAUAGCUGAACACAGGCAUGCUCAUGCAUAGCUGAACACAGGCAUGCUCAUGCAUAGCUGAACACAGGCAUGCUCAUGCAUAGCUGAACACAGGCAUGCUCAUGCAUAGCUGAGCCCCAGCGGUUGUUGGCAUACUGGAAAAACCACACACAGCUAUGCAAUUGCAUGGCUGAGCUCCAGUGGUUGUCACACACUGACGAAACUACACACGGGGAUGCUGAUGCAUGGCUAAGCUCAAGUGGUCGUCGGCGCACUGACAAAACUCACAAACGCACGAGUAUCAAAGAAAGAAUCUACGGUGGUGGUGUUGAGCCAAAGUAUCACGUGGGUGGUGCCAACAUCGGCAGGUACCAGCAGUGGCAAUGCACACACAUGUGUAGUUAGGGUACAUCUAGUGCUAUACAAGUAUUAGGACUUUUAAUAUAUAACCUAUGUGUCUCGGAAUGCUCCUGGCACAACUGUGUUACACUCCCUUUUUCCUUUUCUUAUUCUGUUUUCCCUUUUACCCCACAAUAUUUAUAUGCUUUUUCGACAGCUCUGUUUCAGAUUAAAGUUUUAAUAGCCUUGAAAGUCUUUAAAAAAAAGUUUACCAAGGUGCCAUCUCUCUCUCCACGGCAGUGGUAACACUUGAUUUUAGGAAUAUUCUAAGCAAUGUAUCAUCCGGCGUUGUGUGUGUUUUCAUCCCGGCCGUGGAGCCAAAUGCAGACAUCAUUUUAGUUUUCAACUACGUUUGCCCACUCGUUUUCCUCCUCCAUUCAUAUGGUUUAACACACUACCAUGCAUUGCAUUCUUACGUUUGUUUUCAGUUAGCAAUAUUGCACCACAAUGCCAGGUUGUCCUAUUCAAAAUGGCAACAUGCUUA
This is a messenger RNA of Sycon ciliatum, 5217 nucleotides long. RefSeq lists its product as uncharacterized. Gene Ontology annotation, biological process: signal transduction; protein K63-linked deubiquitination. The transcript is spliced from 13 exons. The record is from RefSeq and is a predicted model, not a curated record. NCBI's taxonomy places the organism in Eukaryota, Metazoa, Porifera, Calcarea, Leucosolenida, Sycettidae. Gene Ontology annotation, molecular function: cysteine-type deubiquitinase activity; K63-linked deubiquitinase activity; protein binding. Gene Ontology annotation, cellular component: cytosol. Bases 336 to 4364 code for a protein of 1342 amino acids.